AUGUCGGGCCGCGGCAGCGCGUGGCUGUCCGCCCUGGGCCGGUUCCUGCUGUCGCUCCGCGGCGGGAACUCGUGCGCGUUGCUGCUGCCAUAUGUCGGCAGGAGCGGCGACGUGUUGGCCCGCAUCGACGCCGAUGUCCCCGGCCGAGGCCCCAGCACCGGCGGCCGCGGUAUGUCGUGGAAGCUGUUGCUGCUGCUGCUCAUCUUGUUCUUGUCGUCGCUCGUCGGGAGCAUCCACGGUGCCGGCGCCGAGGCAACGUGCACCGCCGCCGCCGCGGCCACCAUUGCCGUCGUCUUGGGGAGGGCAUUUCCGUUUGUGGUGUCUUGGGAGGAUUUCCUAUACAAUUUUUGUUAA
Messenger RNA from Pyricularia oryzae 70-15, 354 nucleotides. RefSeq lists its product as uncharacterized. NCBI's taxonomy places the organism in Eukaryota, Fungi, Ascomycota, Sordariomycetes, Magnaporthales, Pyriculariaceae. Bases 1 to 354 code for a protein of 117 amino acids. The record is from RefSeq and is a predicted model, not a curated record. The transcript has a single exon.